Messenger RNA from Clonostachys rhizophaga, 1125 nucleotides. Lineage: Eukaryota; Fungi; Ascomycota; Sordariomycetes; Hypocreales; Bionectriaceae. The record is from the annotation of a GenBank genome assembly.
AUGGAUAUUAGGGACGUCCCAUACGACCUUGAGUUUGACAAACUGCGUCUCUACUCAGCCUUGGGUCUUGUGGCCUCGGCUGUUAGCCUGGGUGUCGCCCAUCCUGGCGAUGAUCCGCACAAAGAACUGCACCAACGGCGGGACUUCAUGUCCAAGGUGGAGCGUACAGACUUGGCCCAUUGUGCGGAAAAGUUCAAGGCCCGCGGUAUCGACAAGCGUGCCAUCGAGCGUCGCAAGAAUAUCAUGCAAGAGAUGGCUCUUCGUCGUCGGUUUGCAGUCCGCGACCCAGAAGACAUUAACAAGUCCCAUCUCUCACCUUACAAAUACGACCUGGACACCCCUCUGGAUGUCAUUUUUGGAAAUGGCACCUCUUGCCUGCUCAGCCCUGAAGCAACUGAGGGCCCUUACUAUGUCGCUGGCGAAUAUGUUCGACAGGACAUCACUGGCAGCGAGCCUGGUGUUCCCCUAGUUGUUGAUUUUGAUGUCUUUGAUGUUGAAACUUGCGAGCCACUCACUGACACAUAUGUCGAGAUCUGGAGCGUGUCCAGCGGCGGUGACUAUACCAGCGCCCCAGAGAAUCUGAAGACUACAUUCCUCCGUGGAUUCCAGAAGACCGAUGAUAUUGGGGCGAUCCGCGUUGAUGGUAUCUUCCCCGGCCAUUAUUCCGGACGAACCCAGCAUAUCCACCUCAUGGUUCAUCCAAACGCCACUGAGCGUCUAAACCAUACUGUUGAAGACAUCAGCGCCAGCCACGUUGGACAGGUCUUCUUUGAUCAGGAUCUCAUUGAUAGCGUCGAGCUUCUCGCACCCUACAACACCAACACUCAGUCGGUUACGAAGAACGCCGAAGACUUCCAUCUUGAGGCUAUCCUCGAGACCAGCGACCCCUUCUUGCAGUACGUUCUUCUUGGUGACCAGCUCAAUGACGGUGUCCUCGCCUGGAUCAGCUUUGGAGUCAAUACCACCUCUAUCCGUUCAGUCAGCGCCGCUGCAAUUUACUAUGAAGGUGGUGGUAUCGACAACCCCAAUGCUGGCGAUCCCGGCGGUGGCGGUCCUGGAGGUCCCCCAAGCGGUGACUUCCCUACUGGAACUCCUCUGCCAAUCAUUACCCCACCUGCCGUCUAG